Molecule: messenger RNA, 1091 nt
Organism: Punica granatum (pomegranate)
Lineage: Eukaryota; Viridiplantae; Streptophyta; Magnoliopsida; Myrtales; Lythraceae
Source: RefSeq, a predicted model, not a curated record
UUCCGCUGCGUCAACAACCUAACAGAUGAACGUAGAGAACUCAUUAGCACACUCCCAUUCGAGCUGGGUUGGCUCCCGAUGUUCAUGCACUUCUACCAGGGCUUCUGGUACACCACCCGCCAACUGAACAUGAUCCUCCCGGUUCAACACCAAUUCAGGGCUCUAGACUCCGACAUCAUCCUUGCUUCGACCCCCAAGUCAGGCACCAUAUGGCUUAAAGCCAUCCUCUUUUCCCUCCUACACCAAUCCUACUACUAUUCUAAUAUAACAGUGGAUCAUCCCUUGCUCCGGAAAAAUCUGCACGAACUCGUACCUUUCUUGGAAUUCCUCCACAUGUUGGACAUGAAUCCGGACCUCUCAGCAUUCACUUCCCCAAGGCUGCUAGCCACCCACAUCCCCUUCGGAUCACUUCCAGAGUUCAUGAAGGAUUUCGAAUGCAAGAUUGUGUACUUGUGCAGGAACCCAAAGGACACAUAUGUCUCCCUAUGGCAAUUUACAAAUAAUUUACUGCCCAAGGAAAUUGGGACGACAAGCUCACUUGAGGAGACAUUUGACAAGUUUUGCAGAGGGGUGAGCAUGGAUGGACCAUUCUGGGACCAUGUCCUGGGCUACUACAAGGCCAGCUUGGAGAUGCCCCAUAAGGUCUUUUUCCUAACGUACGAGGAAAUGAAGGAGAAACCUCGUGAGCAGUUGAAGAGAUUGGCUAGUUUCCUAGGCUGCCCUUUCUCGGAAGAUGAGGAGGAGGUUGAUGAGAUCCUACGGCUCUGCAGCUUCGACAAUUUGAGCAAGCUAGAGGUGAACCAGAACGGAAAACUCUCGACAGGGCACGAGAACAAGUCGUUCUUCAGAAAGGGCGAAGUGGGAGAUUGGGUAAGCUAUUUGACUCCGGAUAUGAUUGAGAGGAUCGACCGCAUCACUGAGGAGAAGUUCCAUGGGUCGGAUUUAAAGCUCUAGAAGCGAUUUAGUUUAUCUUCACUUGUUCAUUGCCUACUCUCCAGUACCAAUGUAAACCUAUACCAACAGUACUCGAUUUACUGUUUACAUAGACUGUGCAAACUCUCCCCUAGUAAUGAUCAAAUUAUAUAAUAACA